ACGGCGGCACAUAACGUUAUGAGGCGCUGCGUGAAGACAAACACCGUCGCGUUGGAAUGAGCUGUAACGGGAAUCCCCUCCAAGCCCUCCUGUUCAGGCUCAGAUCGCUGAAAACGUGAAACGACAAAAGGCUGUAGCAUCUGUUGGAUAUCAGCUCUGCAGAGAUUUGGGGGGCGAAAAAAAGCAGAGGAUCAUCUCCUGCAGCUGCAGCUGCGUCUCCUUUCUCUGGCCUGGACAGCGCUCCCAUCUUAUACCGCGGACAUUUGUUAAUCACCGGGGCCGAGGAGACACUGACAGGGGCGUCAAAAACCGUCAGGGGGGAAAGGACCAAGAGAGGGAGCUCAAUAAGAGCAAGCGCCCAGAGACAGCGGGGUGGGUAGGAGAGGAUGGAGGCCCUGCUUCCUGUGCUGAAGAGUCACCCAGGCCCGUCAAUACUGGUGUGCUCUUUGAUUUUCAGGGUGGCCCACCGGCUGCUCCAAAGGCUGCCCGUGCCCAAGGUGGUGAAGCAGGAUGCCUUUCGCUCCUGGAAGUGGAAGAACCUCUCCGUCUCUAUGGUGCACUCCCUGCUGACUGGGAUUUGGGCCCUGACCUGUGUGGUGGUUUGGCCAGAGACGCUGAGCGACAUCCACUCGUACCACACCCCUCUGUCCUACCUGCUCGUCUGCGUCUCCACAGGUUACUUUGUGCACGAUGCAGGUGAUAUUAUUCUCUCGGGACAUGCAAGAGGAUCGUGGGAAUUUUUACUCCAUCAUGCACUGGUGAUUUGGUGUUUCCUGUACGCCCUCUACACUCAGCUAUAUGUAGCCGGCGCUGUAAUCGCCCUCUUUGUGGAGAUCAACAGUGUCACCCUGCACCUGAGGCUUAUGCUGAAGCUCGCCGGUGCUCAGUCUUCCUCCAUGUACCGCAUCAACAAGCUUGCCAACCUGUUCACCUACGUCAUGUUUCGUCUGAGCACCCAGUUCUACCUCACGUGGUUCAUCAUCCACAACUAUUCCUGGCUGGACCACGGUGGAUACUUUCUCGUCAGCAUGAUGGUGAUGAAUAUUAUGAUCCUGAUUUAUUUCUACCGCUUGCUCCGUGCGGACUUCUUCCCUCGGCGCUACGCAGGACAGAACGGGAUGCAUAAUAACAACACGAAAAAGUUCAUCAGUGAUUGACUGGGGAAUGGUUUACAAGUAUUUUAUAGUUUACAGGUUUUGUCAUUUUGUAACUGAUGCCAUUCCUUGUAACACCAGGUUUCCUUGUUGUGUCUCACUGCCAAAGAACAAACUGCCCCCAAAAUUCUUAAACUUAAGAAAUUUCUCAAACCCUCUGGAUUUUAUCACUAUUAGCAUAUUUAAAAUAGCUUCUUUGUAUCAUAACUUUUCAAGGAUAGAUUGACGUUUGACCCUUUGUGGUUUACCCUCCAAGAGUCUGGUGAAAAUAAAUCACGAAACCAGUGCUUUCAUACCUGUACAGUAAAAGUGAUGCUAUAGCUAGCAGCUGGUUAGCUUAGCCUAGCAUGGAACCAGAAGGAAACAGUUUGCCUGGCUCUGUCCAACAAACAAAAAUUAAAUCCUCCUAUAAAUCAGAAUUUAAAAAAAAAAUAAAUUAUUUUAGUCUGUACAGAUAAUGACAUUUAAUUUGAUUUACCUUAUUUAUAAUUUUAAUGUUACACUAAAUAACAAAUUUAGCUUACAGAUCUGAAUAAAUUUGUUUGUUUUUUAUGUUAAACCAUUGCUUUAAUGUUAAAGUCAUGUAAACAAGUCUGACAUUUUGAGUAAUAUAUUUUUAAUCAAAACUGAUAAAUCUGCCAAGCGGCCAUGAAACUUCAGCCAGCAGCAGAUAGCUUAAAUUAGCAUAGAGAUCAGAAAUGAUGGGAAAAAAGUUAUCCUGCAAAAGCACAACUUGCCGUUUUUACACUUGGAAUUUUACACAUUAAAUACACAAAUCUACUUGUUGGUGGGUUAUACAGGAGCUGCUUUAUUAGUUUUGUUCUUUGGCCAGUCAGUAUUAACUAGCUUUAUAAUUAGCUUAGACAUAAAAGUAAUAAUAACUUUUUUAAUGAAUUCAAGAUAAAACUAUCACUUGUAUGCUUCAGAUCUUUAAUAUUUAAAGCAAACUUUGUAGUCAACUUGAAAUAUUUUCAGGCAUUUAUUUAAAGAAGUCUUUCUGAAGAAUUGUUUAAAUUCUAAACAGCACCAUGAUAUAAAAACAUGCAUAGCAGCUGGUCCAGUCAAAAAAGAUAAAAAUUAUGCUGACUGUGCUCUAAAAUGAGGUUUUUUAAAGCUUAUUUGUUUCCCCAGUUAAAUAAAUUUCUACCACAAUCUUUGCUGUGGUAGAUUCAUAUAUUAAUUAAUUUUACAAAUGUCUGAGAAUAAAAUGAAGACAUGAGAAUAAAAUGAAGUCAGAGGUCAUCUUCACUACUGGAUAAUCUGCACUAACAUUUGUGUGGCUGUUAUUUAGCGCCAUAACUCAGAAGACUGUGACCAUUUUCCCCCACUAGCUGAUAAAGAAUUGGUUUUGCUAAUGUUUGGCACCUUCUUUGAAACUGUAGUCAUAUUUGAAAUACUGUCAUGCCUACAAUGUUGGGUUCUAUUAGAAUUACCUUUUAAGCUGUGCUUUUAAAAACCUGCCCAGUAAGACCUGGAUGGUAUUUGUUUUGGCCAUGGAUGAGUGGUUUUCUCACAGCUUCAGCUUGGGGGAUGCAUAUGUAGACGGUGCCCUUGUAGUAUAGUGUCUUUGCAGUGAAGUCCUUGUGGUCAUAGCCAAUUGGAGGCAUCUAUGCCACAUCAUGUGAUCCCUGUGACGACCAAAUACGUGUCACUCAAAUAAAAGCAGAUCCUCGUGCACUGACAGUUGCAUAAAGUUCAACACCAGGUUGAGCUGGCCUGCUGGAGGAUGUAGCUUAGCAAGAUACAAGAGUGGUGUUGAUCUUCUCUUUUAACUCUUGACACAUUUUUCACAAGAAUGUCCUUUGACAAAUAAAAACGGGAAAUUGUAUUUUGCAGUUGCUAACAUUCUUAGCAACAACCUUGCUCUGUGUUGUCAUAUGUUUGAGAUUUGCAUGGGUAGCAGUGUUGUUUUUUUGUUUUUUUUUUAAUGUAGGGAACAUUAAAUCUCGAUCAGUUUUCCUCUUGCUAGUGGGAAAUUAAUGAUCUUGGACUUUGAAUUUUAGCAGAUUUGAAUAAUAUGUGUAAAUACAGCAGACCUCUCGCUCUGUCUUUAUGAGGCCAUCAGUGGCUGAAGAGAUGCUAGACUGUGAAAAGACAAGUGUAUAAAACACAGUGUUGUCAAACUGAAGUGGUAAUACACAACAACGUGGGAUAAUUUAUGGUACUCUUGUGGUUCUUGUAUGAAAUCUGUUUGUAUAUGACUCAAGUGAAGCUGGAUCUUCCUUCUAACAGUUGCUCAUCAGGAACUGAGGAAGGCUCCGUGGUGAGCAGGCAGCAGCACAAUCACAGACAGAUGUAUCUUAUUGCUUGUUUGCAAAAUAAUACUUUUACAGAAAAGAUCCCCUUUUAAAGACUUAGAAACAGAAGAUGUGUUUUCUCUUCCUCUAUGUUCCUAACUAUAUAUAUGUAUAUAUACAUAUAUAUGUGUGUGUGUGUGUGUGUAUAGCACUUUGUAUAUACUGUUCUUCAGUGUGCAUUCCCUUUUGAUAUAUUUUAAAAGAAGUAUCCAUAGUUGUUGACCAUUAGUGGAUGUGGAAAUGCUCAUUUUCUAAUAAUGUCAUCAAUUGUAAGUGCUGAAAGUGACAUUUGAAAGCCUAACAAUAAUUACAUUUCAUUUUCUAUUUCAACUGAUGCCAAGAAAGUCCAAACAGACGUGGACAGAGUGUCUGAGCUGUGCUACAGUGCCUUUGCCACCGUGCCUUUACAAAACUAAGCAGAGAGAGGGUGUGAAUAAGGAAGUAUAGAUAUACUGCAGAGUGGUACAUAGUAUAGAGACAAGCAUACAGAAAAUCCAUGUCACCAUGACCACAAUAAUGUAAAUUAUAUCUUGUAUUUAAGCAACAAUUUUUUUUGUUGUUGUUUUUUUUAGGAGCUCUGUAUUUUGGAUUGUUGAGUGAUACCAUGAAA
Archocentrus centrarchus (flier cichlid) is the source of this 4061-nucleotide messenger RNA. It is a transcript of the gene tlcd1, whose product is annotated as TLC domain containing 1. Gene Ontology annotation, cellular component: plasma membrane. The transcript is spliced from 4 exons. The record is from RefSeq and is a predicted model, not a curated record. Gene Ontology annotation, biological process: phospholipid homeostasis; membrane assembly; plasma membrane organization. Bases 387 to 1157 code for a protein of 256 amino acids. Lineage: Eukaryota; Metazoa; Chordata; Actinopteri; Cichliformes; Cichlidae.